This is a messenger RNA of Acipenser ruthenus (sterlet), 4928 nucleotides long. RefSeq names its product inositol polyphosphate 5-phosphatase K-like. Gene Ontology annotation, cellular component: plasma membrane; ruffle; cytoplasm. The record is from RefSeq and is a predicted model, not a curated record. NCBI's taxonomy places the organism in Eukaryota, Metazoa, Chordata, Actinopteri, Acipenseriformes, Acipenseridae. Gene Ontology annotation, molecular function: phosphatidylinositol-3,4,5-trisphosphate 5-phosphatase activity; phosphatidylinositol-4,5-bisphosphate 5-phosphatase activity. The coding region runs from base 1010 to 3448 and encodes 812 amino acids. Gene Ontology annotation, biological process: phosphatidylinositol dephosphorylation; negative regulation of peptidyl-serine phosphorylation. The transcript has 13 exons.
ACACACACACACACACACACACACACACACUGGCAGCAGCACUUAAGCACUACCGCUCAGUGCAAUGAUCAUUCUGUAGAUACAAUAGUAGCAUACGACCGCGCUUUUCCCCAAUAGAAAAGAAAGACGCUCUCACGUACUGUAUUUACAGAAACGUCUCCGAGGUGAUUCAGCAUCGCAACGCAGCAGACGUCAUUGACAGCCUUCACGGACACCAGCAUUUAUUUGUGUAAACGGGUCCCAGCGGUGGCAGUCUGUUAUUACCUAGAAUCGAGAGGGAAAAACAGCAGAAGCGCUUGAAAAGGAGGUGCAUUACCCAUGCGCGGUUAGCACUGUAAUACCAACAUGGACAAUUCACUGGCGGGAUUACCAACUGAACAUUGCUGACAUAUUAAAAAAAAUAAAUAAAGCAGGACCUAACCGCUGUGCACAGUUCUGCAAGCAGGAACAACCCGACUUUAAGGGACUUUUUAAUUCUGAUGGGUCACAGGCAUUAACCCGAUACAGGCAGGCAGCACCAGCAUGGAAACAGAUCGACAGAUACAUGCCUAAUUUGUUUAAUACUACAUGCAGAUGCAAUGUACAGGCUCUAAAGACAGCGAGGCGGCUCUCAUAGAUUAGUCUUCCAUGCCGCGUGUGCUUCUUUUCCAAAUAGCUCCACACGCACAAGAUCGACCCCACUAUCAGGAACAGACAUAUUAACGUGGUAUUAUGGAUCUAGCGGAUAGCAGAUGGGAGUUGCUCACAUCGACGCUUCUCUUUGUACAGCCACGUUAAGGACCCCGAGUCUUUAGACUUGCACACUACGGAAGCACUGCAGCUCUGUCCAGUUAAUGUCUCUGGCAGCAUCACCUGCUGCUUUAAUUGAACUUCAGUAGGCAGGUUACUGACAGAACCACAGCCCGGUGAAUUCCAGUGCUAACAAGGGCUGCACCGUGUCCUUCCUGUAAGUCAAACCGCCCAGCAGAAUAACAACAUAUAUAACGUGCUGGAAUAGAAAGGCUGGAAGAUGAAUCCAGCGCAGCAGGACCUAAGAAAGCAGGGACCACGUGUCUCCCCACCAGGGCGAUCGAAUAGAGUAGUGCCAGCCGCUGAACCCAGGGCAUCCCCCAUGCAGGGGCCCACUGCUCCACAUCAACUAAAGGAACCCAAACCCAUUGGGGCAGAGGGGCCAGAGAAAUCCAGACGACUCUCCCCAGCUGUGGCAACAGAGGGAGUCCCUGGAUCCCAGCAAGCAGAACCCUGCAGACCAGGUGCAACCCAAGUGAGGGGCUCUGGGGAACCAGAGCCAGAUAAAUCUAGCGGGUCAAAACCAGUGGCAUCCAGUGACCCAGUCCCCAAACCGCCAGGGCCUGUGCAGUCCAGUCGACCCCGGCCCACAGUACCUGGGGGACCUGGUUCUGUGGGAUCCAGCAGACCUCGGCCUGUGGGAUCAGGGGAUGCAACACUGCAGGGUCCUGGAGCUCCGAGGCUGGCUAAUUCAGGAGUUGCUCAGCCAUCCGCCCGGAGUCCGAAUCCUGGUGAACCAGCUGGGAAACCCUCAGUCCCUCCACCCAGCUCGGGGGGAUCACAGCCUGCAAGAGGGGCUCAGACAGUCCCUGAAGCCAAACCACCCAUGACACAGCCUGACAGAGCUCUCCCUUCCUCUGCUGAGUCUGCUGGGACAGGGUCUGGGAACUUGCAGCCCCAGAGAGCAGCAGGGGAGUUAAGGGAUCCGGACGAUGAGGACUUCAGGCUACACAUUGUCACAUGGAACGUGGGCUCGGCUGUCCCUCCUGAUGAUGUCACUUCCCUCUUGGGUCUUAAUGUGGGGGAUGGGAAAACAGACAUGUACAUCAUUGGGCUACAGGAAGUGAACUCCAUGAUCAAUAAACGCCUCAAAGAUGCAAUCUUUACUGACCAGUGGAGUGACCUGUGUAUGGAUACACUGAGUCCCUUCGGAUAUGUGCUUGUGACGUCACAGCGGAUGCAGGGCGUUUUCUUGCUGGUGUUUGCCAAGUACUACCACCUGCCCUUCCUGAGGGGUGUGCAGACAGAGAGCACUCGCACUGGCCUCGGGGGAUACUGGGGUAAUAAAGGAGGGGUCAGCGCCCGGAUGGCUAUUUUCGGUCACAUGGUCUGCUUCCUCAACUGCCACUUGUCGGCGCACAUGGAGAACUUGGAGCAGCGCAUGGAAGACUUCGAGAGCAUCCUGCAACAGCAGCAGUUUGAGGGACAGUCAGCCAACGGAGUGCUCGAUCACGAUGUUGUGUUUUGGUUCGGGGAUUUGAAUUUCCGGAUCGAAACGCUUGACAUGCACUUUGUGAAGUUAUCGAUCGACGGCAACAAACUCUCCACCCUGUGGGAGAAGGACCAGCUGAACAUGGCAAAGGAGUCCGAGACUGUCCUGGAGGGGUUUCAUGAGGGGCCGCUCAAAUUCCCCCCGACGUACAAAUUCGAUGUGGGGACCAACACCUACGACACCAGUGCUAAGAAGCGCAAGCCGGCGUGGACGGACAGGAUCCUCUGGAAGAUUAAACCCUUUGAGUCGGCCGUCCCUUCUCGGACUCCCCCGUUGAAGCGCAGCUCGGUGGCACAGCUGACCAGCGGGGUGACAGUGACACAGCACAGCUACCGCAGCCACAUGGAGUACCUGACUAGUGACCACAAGCCUGUCUCUGCCAUCUUCACACUCAGGUUCCCCUACAAGGUGGACCUCCCUCUGGUCCAGUUCUUUGUGGAGGAUGAAUGGACCAAGGUGUCGGAUGCCAUUGUGAAGUUCAGGAUGGCGGCCAGCUUCCCUCGCAGUUCCUGGGACUGGAUCGGCCUCUACAAGGUGGGGUUCAGACACCACAAGGACUAUGUGGGGUACGUGUGGGCCAAGCAGGAGGAUUCCGACAGUAUGAAGCAGCAGUGCCAGGUGGCAUUUGGCGAGGAAACUCUUCCUAAGGGGUCGGGCGAGUACAUCUUGGGUUAUUAUAGCAACAACAUGAGCACCAUCGUGGGCGUGACGGAGCCCUUCCAGAUCAUGCUGCCCAGCUCCCUUCCCAGCUCCAGCCCCUCUGACAGCUCUGACUACAGCUCGGAGGACGACAGCACCCUGGUCCUGCUCCGGCCCAAGUCCCGCAGCCCCAGCCCGGGCAAGGCCAAGCAGAGGGGCCGACGAAGCCGGAGCCGAAGCCCGGCGCUGCCCAAACUGCAGGCCCUCAACCUGCGGCCACACUCCAGGGAGAAAGGCAAAGACCGCAGCCCCUCCCCCCGCGUUGGACACCGAGCCAAGAGAGAACGACUCGUGUGUGAACCGGAUGAGUCCCCGAGCAGCUCCGCCCCACACCCACACACCUGCGCCAGCCCCGGCACACCAGGGAUAGAAGUCAGUGCCCCCGAAGCUCUGGGGGAAAAGAAACCCCAAGAAAAUGCUCUCUCUGGGGGGAAGACUUCAGGCGAGUCCAAGGCUGCAGGGUUGUGACAUGCUCACGGUCAUGUAGGAGAGAAAAUAGACGGUUUCCGGGCCCAGACGAGGCCAAAGAAUGAUUUUCAAAUGGCGGCUAACUGGAACGGACAGACUUUUCCGAUUUAUUUAUUUCUCCCCGUGAAGAUUUCCUGACGUCCAUCAUUUCUGAUCUUGAAUCGCUGAGAGCGAAAGUAUUUCUGUCUGCCUCACUCUCUGUCUCGCUCUGCCUCUUUCUCCCUCUUUCUGCCCUACCCUUACCCCUGUUCCUCUGCUACUCUCCUUUUCUCUGAAAUGCUAAUGUCCUGCUUUCUGCCAGUACCACACUGUUUUGUCACAGUUUUUAAGGAGCCUUCACACUUUUGACUCCUAUUAUAGCAGGUCUCCCUUUACAGAAUAUAUAUAAAACAGCAAAACCUUACCAGAAAAAAUGUAAAAGAUAACAAGCACACACCCUGUCUGGUACAGCUAUGGUACACCGCACACCAGUGGAGUACCAUUGUGUAUUCAUGCUGUUGUGAUCGUUGAUUAAAUGUUAUUGCCAGAGGUUCCAUUCUACUUAUGGCUCAUAUCGUUGUAGCUGUCUUUGUUCAACCAUUAGUCCUUAGUCAUUGAAGAUCAUAUUGGUAAAGAUCCUGCAAAUAGGGAGACCUAGCAAGCUAAUGUAUCUUUAAUAUACCCAUUACCCCUAUCCUCCUCCCUCUCCCCCUCCCCUGCUCUACUUUCUCUCUCUCUCUCUCACUCUCUCUCUCUCUCUCUCUCAGUAGGUAAUUGUAACCUGGGUAAUAAUGUGAGUAAACCCAAGUGCACCUUGCCCAGGACUAGGGUUGCCAGUAUUUUUCCAUAGUUCACAUCAGCAUUACAAUUGUGCAGGAAUUAAUUCAAUAAUUCUGUAAGAUCAGAAUGCGGUUCUAUCUGAUAUAUGAUAGAAUAUUCAGAAGUACAAAUUCCUCAGAGGAAACUUGAAUCACUUUCCAGGUGUGCAGCUGUUGUUUGGUGCUGGUUGAACAAAAGCAGCAUGGAACUGAUUCUGCAUUGCAGUAGCUCCGUACCUGUGAAAUGCAUUUAAAAAAUGGCAUGCAUUGGUUUGCAUAAGACAAUUGCGUAAUUUGAAAAAAGGGUAAAUGUUUAUUAAAAAGGGACGACUCUUGCAGUACAGUUGGCAAUCCUAACCCUGGUGUAGAGAUGCUGCUUUGCUGUCACUUCAUCCAGUUGAUAUCACUGUGGAGCUCUGGGCUCAUCUCUCUCCCCUUUCCCAAUACUCACUAUAUCUAAAUCUCUCAUCGAGGUCCAGACUGUUGAACUCAGUAGUGAACAUUCGUAUCGUGUGAAUGUGGGCAGAGCGUGGCUCGGGCCCCGACUCCCCACAGCCAGUGAGACAGCGAGCGCAGUGCUGCCAGGGACUCCUCCCUGAGACGUCAUGCUGUGCUCCUUUCUGUUUUUCCAUCUGUGUGAUUCCUGAUUAAAUUGAAUAAAUCUCUGUAUAAAGUGCGAAGAA